Messenger RNA from Funneliformis geosporum, 495 nucleotides. Lineage: Eukaryota; Fungi; Glomeromycota; Glomeromycetes; Glomerales; Glomeraceae. The record is from the annotation of a GenBank genome assembly.
AUGAGAAAUAAAUAUUUAAUAACGCUAGACGGUUCUGAUCACUCUGAAUACUCUUUAUUAUGGGCUCUUGAAAACUUGGUUAAUCCGCAAAAUGAUAUUUUACUACUGCUAAGCGUAGGUGUAUUACCUGCAGGUACUCCAUGCGAAUAUUCCGCCGUAACUCGGAAUAUAUUAAAUGGAAAUGAUUUAACGAAAGAACGUCAAAAGGCCGAAGAACAUGCGAGGGAAAUUAUAAAUAAUGGUCAAAAACUCAUCACAAAUUUUUUUUCCACACAGGGAUAUAAUGAGGUACCAAAUUUAAAUGUGGAAUGCUUCGUAAAUUCUUGUUCUGAUCCUGCAAGAUAUAUUGUUGAUUUUUCAAAAAAACAAAAAGUUGAUGUAAUAGUGAUGGGUCAUCGAGGAACUUCUUUGCGAAAUAUUAAUAAAAUAGGGAUGGUAUCUCAACAUUGCAUUCAUUCUGCUGGAUGUACAGUUGUAAUUACGAGGAAAAAAUAG